Messenger RNA from Plasmopara halstedii, 732 nucleotides. Its product is annotated as Ankyrin repeat-containing domain. NCBI's taxonomy places the organism in Eukaryota, Oomycota, Peronosporomycetes, Peronosporales, Peronosporaceae. Bases 1 to 732 code for a protein of 243 amino acids. The transcript has a single exon. The record is from RefSeq and is a predicted model, not a curated record.
AUGACAUCUUAUAGUAAGCGACAUAAAGCGAUAGACGUGAAUGAAGCUACGACGAUUCAUGUCUUUCCUGUACUCACAGCAGUAAAUCUCGUGUGUCACGAAUGCUUUCGUACCAAAGCUACCGAGAGUUUACUUCGUAUGAUCGAUGCAUUUCUAGAUACUUUUUCUCAAAACUUGACUUUAUCGACAGCGUAUAAGAAAUCAAAUGGUAGUCUUCGAUUACUUCAGUAUCUUGCUGCUCGCGAAGUAAAAACAAUGGAUCCAUAUCUUCGACGUUGGGAAGUUAAUAGUGUUACUGGUGAAAUGGGUGCUCGUGGUGAUCUACAAGGUUUACAAUGGGUCAUUCAAGAGUAUUUACCAGGUGAAUUUCUUACUGAAGUUGUUGCUCAAGCGUUUGCAAAUGGACAUGUGAAUAUCGUGACUUUUCUAUGGAAAGAACAUCGUGAUAUUGUGUAUUGGGGAGGCAUUGAAUUAGUUGGAGCCAUACGAAAUCAUCACGAUAAUUUGAUUGCUUGGCUUCGAGAAAAGGUGGAGCUUCGAUUUGAAUAUGCUCAGCAUGUUGUGAAACAUGCAGCAGCUCAUGGAAAUGUAGACGUUGUACGGUGGUUGUAUGAAGAAUUUAGCGUCGGCAUUGCAGAUGCGCUGAGUUCAGCCGCCUCUUAUUGUCAGUGGGAAGUUAUGCGCUGGUUAAUCUUGAUCCUGCUCUUCAUACGUCAAAUAUUUUUUAUUUGA